This is a messenger RNA of Pieris macdunnoughi, 222 nucleotides long. The record is from the annotation of a GenBank genome assembly. NCBI's taxonomy places the organism in Eukaryota, Metazoa, Arthropoda, Insecta, Lepidoptera, Pieridae.
AUGGCGUCUAAAAAUAGUGGACAUGGGUGUGGUACUGAACCUGAACCGUCUACAAGCACAACGCUUGCUAGACCGGCUUUUGAGGACGAUCAUCAUCUUAGUCGUGUAAUGGCGUCUAAAAAUAGUGGACAUGGGUGUGGUACUGAACCUGAACCGUCUACAAGCACAACGCUUGCUAGACCGGCUUUUGAGGACGAUCAUCAUCUUAGGUUUGUAUAUUAA